This is a messenger RNA of Aspergillus lentulus, 1704 nucleotides long. NCBI's taxonomy places the organism in Eukaryota, Fungi, Ascomycota, Eurotiomycetes, Eurotiales, Aspergillaceae. The record is from RefSeq and is a predicted model, not a curated record.
AUGUCGCUAGAGGAGACGCCCGAUUAUCGCGAGGAAUGUGUGUACGGCACCGAGGCAGUCCCCAAGAACAAAAGCGAUUUGAUUCUCGAGGUGACCGUUCGCUCCGAGCGACUGCUUCGGGAUAUGUCCGCUCAAUUGGCCAGGGUGUCAGGGAUGCUGGACGGUAGAGCGUCAUCGCAAUAUCAUACAUCUCCAACGGCCAUAAUCUCUCCAUCGACAAUCAAUGGGGCCCAUCGUGCCGACAGCCCUGGUGACCACAUCUCCAAUGCUACCCUGUCAGCCUUUCAUGCGUCCACCACUGAGUCCAUCCUCGCGUGGCCGCACUUCAACGACUUUCAGUCCCUACGGGAAGAUCACAGUUUCUCCGUUUUUCACCUGGAGUCCAGUCGUGCGCCUCUUGCGCCCCGUCCCACAACGGUGCACCCCUACGCCAGCCGCAGCGAAAUCGACCGCGUGGUGCAUAGUUUCCUGCGCAAUGUCAACUUUUGGUAUCCGACCAUGUCAGUAGCCCAGGCGGCCGAGGUCCAGGUGCACAUAGCCGCGGGCGUGUUUGGGGACAGCGUCAAAUCCUGUCUGGCUCUAUUGCUCAUGGCACUGGGCUGCGCGAGUGAACUCAUCUGCUCGUACGCGGAACAUGAAGAUCCAAACUCGGAAGAGCUAGAGCUGCGCAGUCAUCGGCGAGCCAUGGGCGAGAUCUAUUUCGAUUGUGCGUUCAAAAAGAUCUAUCUGGCACAGGCCGAGUGCACUGUCGAUGCAGUGCAGUCUUUAUUCUUUACAGCUAUCUUCUUUGCAUUUCUUCAACGUCCUCUACAAGCGUGGUCGUUCAUCAACGCCACUGCCGCCAAAUGCCGUCUCCUCUUAGCAUACCAUAACCCCGACGCCAACCCGGCCGAGCAAGAAUGUCUCCGUCGGAUCUUCUGGUCCUGCUACAUCCUAGAAAGUGACUACCUCGCCGAACUCUCCGCCCUCCCCCAAACCGGCAUCGCCGACAUCGAGUCCUCCAUCCCCCUCCCAGGCGAAUACCAAACGCACCUCUCGCAAACCGACGAAGAACAAUCCUCCCUCUACUUCCUCGCCUGCAUCUCCAUGCGCCGGCUGCUCAACCGCGUUCACAACAUGCUCUACGCGCGCGACACCGGCGUCGCCUUCGACAACCACCAGUUCCCCUCCGUCGUCGCCGAACUCGCCCACCAGCUCGAGGAAUGGAAGGAUCUCCUCCCGCCUCCCUUCCAAUUCACCGUCGACCUCCGUGCCCUGCCCUGCACCGCCGCAUCAUUCCUCCGCCAGCGCUACCUCACCUGCAAGAGCGUCAUCUACCGCCCGUACCUCACCUGGGCGCUCUCCAUGACCGCCACCGCGACGGUGGAGCAUUUCCCACCGCAGCUUUUUGAAGGGUGCAAGAUCUGUCUUGAAGCGUGCUGGCUGCAUGCGCAGAAUUUAGGGAGUUAUCCGCAUACGGUGCUGGUGGAUACGUGGAUCUGUUCGCUGUCAAUGGCGAGCGUGAUGCUGAUUACGCUGGCGGCGUCGCGGCUGACGGCGCUACGGGGCUGCUUAUCGCCGCAGGUGGCGGAGAUGGGACCCCAUCUGGCGAAGCUGCUGGCGCAGUGGAUGCAUAUCCCGGGACAUGGGGUGUCGCCGAGUGUGCUGCAGAGUGUGAAGCUUAUUGGGGAUGCGGGGGUGUUGUUGAGGAUGAGAUUGGGAUGA